Messenger RNA from Aspergillus brunneoviolaceus CBS 621.78, 798 nucleotides. RefSeq lists its product as uncharacterized. Lineage: Eukaryota; Fungi; Ascomycota; Eurotiomycetes; Eurotiales; Aspergillaceae. Bases 454 to 642 code for a protein of 62 amino acids. The record is from RefSeq and is a predicted model, not a curated record. The transcript has 2 exons.
UGACUGCUGAGUCAGCCAGCUCGGCUGGGGAGACUUGGGACUAGUCCCAUUCGGAACAUCAUCCUCAUUUGCAGUCAAUCAAGUUAUCAUCAGACAGCUGAGCGCACGCACUCCCCAAGCUGCAAGCUGGCAACUCUAUCUUGCAAGUUACAUUCUUCGAAGCUUGUCGCUUUCAAUUCGAUCCCCCCCCCAUCUUUCACUGUCUUCCAGAAUCCUGUAAAAGAAAAAUGUCCAUCAAUUCUCUCUUAGCCGGCGCUCUUCGCGGCUCAGUACGAGGCGCUACCAUCGCCUCCGGCACCCAAAGAACCUUUACCACUACCCGCACCAGAUUGAAUGCACCGAAUGAUCCAUCGUCUAGUGCCUACCGAGACGGCGUAAGCGACCACUGAAGCUAACCGACUUCCUCUAUUCAUCCACACUUCUUUCUCCCAGGCGUUGCUUACAGAAUGGUAGAUGGCCCGGUACAAACUCUUCAUCGGCCCCUUUGCCAAAGUCUUCCUGGGCGCCGUCUUCACCUUCCAGGUCCUUCAUUGGACGUGGUUGAAGCUCGAGAUGGAUGAAUCCAAGUAUGAGAAGAAUAAGGAAGUCACUGCUCUUGAGGAAAAGGCUCGGGAGUUGACAGGCACGCAGAAAAAGAUGUAAAUGCUUGCAUACUUGAGUAUUCGGGUCUUGACUGGAUCUUACUGGAAUAGUUAAUGGCGUCGUGUUCCUUGCUAUCGAUUGUACUCUAUCCACCUGCAUCUGCCAUUGUAUAUACCCCAUGCAUCAAUGUCGCUUCCUACAUGGAAUUGGUUGAGA